Sorex araneus (European shrew) is the source of this 5162-nucleotide messenger RNA. RefSeq names its product potassium two pore domain channel subfamily K member 2 (gene KCNK2). NCBI's taxonomy places the organism in Eukaryota, Metazoa, Chordata, Mammalia, Eulipotyphla, Soricidae. Gene Ontology annotation, biological process: potassium ion transmembrane transport; stabilization of membrane potential. The record is from RefSeq and is a predicted model, not a curated record. Gene Ontology annotation, molecular function: potassium ion leak channel activity; outward rectifier potassium channel activity. Gene Ontology annotation, cellular component: membrane. The coding region runs from base 277 to 1512 and encodes 411 amino acids. The transcript has 7 exons.
CGGUGGGCGCUGGACCCCGGGCGCCCGCGCUGUCGGGGGGACCCGGGCCGGCCGCGGGUGCGCGCGGGGGCGGCGGCGCCGGAGCCCAACUUGGCCUCGGCCUCGCCCUGGGCCCAGCCCGCCGCUGUCCCCUCCUUCCCGCGAUUCCGUGGCUCCGCGCUGCCCCCCCCCGCACCCCCUCCCGCGUCCAGCCCCGUGCUCCCCACCUUGGAAAACAAAGCCGGGGAAAAUGCCCGGAGCUGCAGCUCGGAGCUCGCAGCCCGACUCGGCAUAAGAAUGGCGGCACCAGAUUUGCUGGAUCCUAAAUCUGCAGCUCAGAACUCCAAACCAAGGCUCUCAUUUUCCACAAAACCCACAGUGCUUGCUUCCCGGGUGGAGAGUGACACAGCCAUUAAUGUGAUGAAAUGGAAGACGGUCUCCACGAUUUUUCUGGUGGUGGUCCUCUACCUGAUCAUCGGCGCCACGGUGUUCAAAGCCCUGGAGCAGCCUCAUGAGAGUUCACAGAGGACGACCAUCGUGAUCCAGAAACAGACCUUUAUUUCCCAACAUGCCUGCGUCAACUCAACAGAACUGGAUGAGCUUAUCCAGCAAAUAGUGGCAGCAAUAAAUGCAGGGAUUAUCCCUUUAGGAAACACCUCCAAUCAAAUCAGUCACUGGGACUUGGGAAGUUCCUUCUUCUUUGCUGGCACUGUUAUCACAACCAUAGGAUUUGGAAAUAUCUCACCACGCACUGAAGGGGGGAAGAUAUUCUGCAUCAUCUAUGCCUUACUGGGAAUCCCCCUUUUUGGUUUUUUGUUGGCUGGAGUUGGAGAUCAACUUGGGACCAUAUUUGGGAAAGGAAUCGCCAAAGUGGAGGACACGUUUAUUAAAUGGAAUGUUAGUCAGACCAAGAUCCGCAUCAUCUCAACCAUCAUAUUUAUCCUUUUUGGCUGUGUGCUGUUUGUGGCACUGCCUGCCAUCAUAUUCAAGCAUAUAGAAGGUUGGAGUGCCCUGGAUGCCAUCUAUUUUGUGGUUAUUACCUUGACCACCAUCGGAUUUGGUGAUUAUGUUGCAGGAGGCUCAGACAUUGAGUACCUAGACUUCUACAAGCCCGUAGUGUGGUUCUGGAUUCUCGUCGGCCUGGCUUACUUUGCUGCUGUGCUGAGUAUGAUUGGAGACUGGCUGCGAGUGAUCUCUAAAAAGACCAAGGAGGAGGUGGGGGAGUUCCGAGCCCAUGCUGCCGAGUGGACGGCCAAUGUCACCGCUGAGUUCAAGGAGACCAGGCGGCGGCUGAGCGUGGAGAUCUACGACAAGUUCCAGCGGGCCACGUCCAUCAAGCGCAAGCUCUCCGCCGAGCUGGCAGGCAGCCACACCCAGGAGCUGACGCCCUGCCGCAGGACCCUGUCAGUGAAUCACCUGGCCAGUGAGCGGGACGCACUGCCGCCCCUCCUCAAGGCCGAGAGCAUCUACCUGAACGGACUGACCCCACACCGUGCCACCGACGACAUUGCUGUGAUCGAGAACUUUAAAUAGUCAGUGCUCCAGAGACUGGGGGGUGGGGAGGAGCAGUAGGCGAGGACUCCUUGCUCUUUCUGACUUGCUGGUAGUGUGUUUUUAAAGCAAACAAAACUUGUGCAUGAGCUCCAAAUGGGGGGAUGAUGUAGAGCCGCCCCCCUCCCCUGUCAUCUGCCAUGGAGAGCACCUGGGAUCCUGAGCCAGCACUCUCUGACCACGCUUGUCGGGACAGCCGCUUGCUUUGACAAGUGCCGUCUCGCGAGCUUGUCUGCUGCCUUUCUGUGCCCAGACUGUUGUUCCCGCUCUGCCCUCUGGUCCCCAUGUGCCAUCAGGCCUCUGAGUGGAAUUCUGUUUGUUUCCCAUGAGAAGGUAGCUUUGACAGACCAGUCCUUCCACUUUUCAGGGUCUACCUACCUGAGCCUAGAUGUGGUCCUUUCAUAACUGACGGCAUUUCUCUUUGUAAGUGGCAGGCAAUUCUUAUGCAGCCUUUGACCUAAGAAAUUUUCUGUCAGUGCCUUAUCUUUGGAAGAAUCCGAGCCUCUCUAGCUAAUGCUUGGUCUCUCUUUCUCUGCCCUGUCCCUAGGCUUGUCUCUGCAGACUCCCCUCCCUGACAUCCCACCCUUAGUCCUACACACACACACACACACACACACACACACACACACACACACACCCUAUGCUCCCUUUAAAAUCCUACCCCUUGAUGGGAACAGUUUAUAAAAGGACAGAAAUGAGUGAGGGGGUCGGAGAGGGCAUAGAGGCCAACUUAGAGGGACCUUGAAACAACACUCAGAAAUCUAGCGUCAAAGGCGCUGCGGAGAAGUGAGAAGAGAAGGCCUCCCAUGCCCCCUGGAUAGCGUGGUGACUCUGGCACCAAGGGACAGAGUGGGGCUCAUACUUGAUUAUUUUUUUGGUUUUGUUUUUGGGUCACACCUGGCUGUGCUCAGGGGCUCCUUCUGGCUCUCCAGAAGGAAUUAUUCCUGGUGGCCCCCAGGGGAACAUAUGGGAUGUGGGGUGUUGAACGUGGGUUGGCCACAUGCAAGCACCCUGACUGCUGGUCUAUAGCUCUGGUCCUGGGUGGGGGGGGGGGGGGUCGCUCUGGUCCUGAACGGGUAGCCACUCUGACUGCUCCAAAGCCAGCCCUUUCCUUCCUGGGAGUAUUUGCCACUUUUCAUUGAUUACUAAUUAUUCAUUUUAAAGGCAGGAAAAGACCUCCUUCUGUCUAAAUGAUGUGAUAUAAGAAACAGUUGAAAAUGGCUAUAGGCAGGUAACUUACGGUCAUUGGUGUAACGCAGCUCAUAAAAAGAUAGCACAGAGGGAGUGUGGACUGAGAAACUGCCAGGGUGGCCUCCCUUUGCUUUCUGGUCAAGGAGAGCCUUUUUUGACUCUCUUUGGGUGACAAGGACAAGGAAAGAUGGUACAUCAGGGGACAAAGAGGGGCAUAUGGGCCCAGCCUGUGAUGAGGAAGCCCAGAUUCAUGAGUGUGAGAGAGUUGAAACUGACCUUCUUUGGGUGACAGGACCAGGAGAGAUGGUACAUUGGGGAAGGGGUUAAGGACCCAGCGUCCAUGGGGGAGCCUCCAGAUUUGAGUGUGAGAGAGUUGAAACAGGGACCACUGUGAUUUUGCACAUGGGAAAAUGAAGAUUGUGGGCAUAAUUCGUCUCUGAUGUUUGAGAAGAAGCUGUUAGAGCACAAUUUAAACCUCGAGAGCUCUUCCUUUUCUUUUCUUUUUAAGAUAGACAAGGCCGGUAAUUCUUUUGAGUUUAAUUUUAUAUCCUGUAAUUCUUUGGAAGUUUCCAGGAUCAGGAAAAAUACAGUGAAGGGACCAGUAGAUUGACUCCUCAUUCCUUUAUUUUCAUAUGCGAUCUGCUGUAUAUUGUAUAUAUAAUUUUUAAAAUACAGAAAGAAGAUGAUUUCCCUAACUAUAAUUACAGAACUUAUUUCUUGUACUCUGGGGGAGGUUGGGCCGGGGGUAUUUGAAUAAAUGGGAUUCAGAUUCGGGUCUUAAAAAUAAACCCAGGAUCAUAAAAGACAAAACAAAACAAAAACUUCAUAGAUGCCUAUUUUCCAAGAUUUAAGCUAGAAAUGUAAAUAUCCACUUAACUUGUUGAAGGUACUUUUUAUAAACUUACAAAAAAUUCUAACCAAAAUUUUAGAAAGUCAGGUUCUUUUAGAAAGAAAGCUACACCAUUUUCUCAGUAACUGUUCUGCAAGUUCUUAUGGUGGAAUGCACCAUGUAUAAACUGUGAAUUGUAUUGACAAAUAAAGUUUGUAAUUAAAGUCAGCGGUUUUCAAGUUGCCUGCUUUGGCUGAGCAUUUGGAUAUGCUUCUAGUUGAGUAGAACUCCAGGAGGUGGCUUUUAUGUGGAGAUUUUUGUGGCACCUUCAUUUGCAGUAUUUCCAAAAUAUUUUUUUUCUUUCUGGGUCACACCCGGCGAUGCUCAGGGGUUUCUCCUAGCUCUGCACUCAGGAAUUACUCCUGGCGGUGCUCAGGGGACCAUAUGGAAUGCUGGGAAUCGAACCCGGGUUGGCCAUGUGCAAGGCAAAUGCCCUACUUGCUGUGCUAUCACUCCAGCCCCAUUCCCAAAAUAUUUUAAAUAAUUAUUACUUCCUCAUUAAAUACUUCCAAAAUGAUCUUGGUGGCAUUUGUGCAAAAUCAAACAUUCUGAAAUUUUAUUUUUAAAAUAGGAUAUUUUAAAUUGGUAUAAAUUCAAGGUGUUGCCAUUAAAUUAUGGUAUCUCAUUUUAUUAUGGUUGGACAUAACUUCGUUUAACACUAAAGUGAAUGCUGAACACAAGCACCAAAAUGCCUUUAAAGAAAAAGACCAAUGUCCCAAAAGUGCUGAAGCCUGAACAAGUCAUCACUAAAAAUCUCCUACAACUCCGACUUUAAAUCUUUGGCCAGUAUCUCCAGCAAAUGGACUUGUUCAUUUCUAAACACUUUGAUGCUCAAUAAAUAUCCUAAAACUGGACUUCUAGGUCACCUUUAGGGAGAGACAUGUUUCAGAGCAGUACAAUGUCCUCAGGCUUCCUCCAUUUACUUCUUGUGGAGAGAACAUGGGUCAAGAUUUUGCUGUAAUUUCGAUUUUUUGGUGAGUUUGUUUUCUCACUCUCUGACAUGGUCUGAGAAUACUUUGGCCUCAAAGGAUCUUUGAGGGGAAGAAAAGUGAAGUGCCGGGCCCAAAGUCUCAUAGAUUCUCAGCUGUGAAAUCUAAGCACUCUCAGCUUCUUCUUUCUCUGAAAGUGAUGACUGUAGAGGCUCUUCAUUUCCUGUAUAAUCUGUACACACUGCUCCAGAUUCAUGUCACUUCUCUGUGUCUUCUGUUGUCUGUCUGUCUCUCUGUCUGUAUCUUGGUCAUCUAUAAAUGAGGAAGUAGUAUGAUAAAAUUUGUUUCUUUCUCAAAUUCGAAGGAAUAUGUGACAUAUGAGAGCCCAGAUCCCAUCUUAUUCAAUGUUAGAAAUAAAUGGAAUUAAUUGAUCUUUGAAGCUAGAAUUCCUACAAACUAAGCUGAGUUUAGAUGGAAUCCCCCCAAAAUUUAUUAGUUGCUUGGAAGAACUUGAGAUAAUUAUGUAUGCCUAAUAACUGGUGGUCUAAACCAAUGUUUUAUUUUCCUUUUUUCUUAUGAAACAUGCUUGUUCUAAUAAAAUAAUAAUUUAUUCGUGGCUUGCA